UUUGUUUUCUAUCCAAAGUAAAAAUGUACUUUAAUUGUUUUAGAAUACAAUGACCAGCCUAGACUACAUUUGUCAUCUAAUUAUAACACUAGUUCAGUGUUUUGUCUUUGGCGCGCAACAGAAUUUAAACGGUCACAGAAAUUGUUAUAACACCUGUUACGUCAACGGUCCGUCAUAGUAGAUUUAACCGUGAAUGGAGUCGAAUUUAACGGUUUUAUCCCUCAGACAAAGCUGAGAGAAUCUUCUGCGACUUUCCUUGAGUAAUUUUUAUUUAUUACAAAGUUAGUAGUAACCAAAAAUGAUCUGAAUUAACCAUGAAGUCAUGUUAACACUUAAAGUAGCUUUAACCGCUUUUUGAUAAUACGGUACAUACUCCUUCCCUUCACCAGCCGGGCGGGGACUAAGAGAUGCCAACAGGGGAAGUGCGAGGGGUGUUUCCAGCUGAUCUGCACAACAGAAGCACCAGAGAGUCCCCCCCUCAGCAGCCCGACCUACCUGCUCCUGUCUCCGGUAGACCUACCACAGGAGAGCGGACAGGUACCGGACUGCAGCGCCGCACCGAGAGCCUCUUCCUCCGGAUUACUUUCAGGUCUCCCCCCCCCCCCUCUCCCCUAUCCCCUCUCCUCUCCUGGGCUUCUUUUAACCGCCUGCUAGCUACCGUGAACCGGUGCCGUCGGUAGCUGUUAGCCCGGACUGUCAUGAUCCCAGCUCGGAGAUGGCGUCCUUCCCCGGUUUGUGUAAGGCUGUCGGGCCCGCGGAGGAGGAGAACGGAGAGCUGGACGGAUCGCUGCAGACGAUGCUGAAGGCCAUCGCCGACGAGAGGAACCGACUGAACAUCCGACAGGAGAUCAGCGGGCUGGGAUGUUUUAAAGAUGACCGCAUCGUGUUCUGGACCUGGAUGUUCUCCACGUACUUCAUGGAGAAGUGGACUCCUCGACAGGACGACAUGCUGUUCUACGUCCGCAGGAAGCUCGCCUACGUCAGCGCGGACAACACCGAGGGAAAAAAGGUGGAGGUUGAGGUUUACAGGAGAGACUCCAAGAAGCUGCCCGGCCUCGGAGACCCGGACAUCGACUGGGAGGAGAGCGUCUACCUGAACCUCAUCCUGCAGAAGCUGGACUACGUGGUGACAUGUGCAGUCUGCACGCGCUCAGACGCAGGAGACAUCCACAUCCACAAGAAGAAAUGUCAGGAAGUGUUCGCGUCUCCCAGCAAACACGCCAUGGACAGCAAAGGAGAGGAGUCCAAGAUGAGCUACCCGAACAUCUUCUUCAUGAUCGACAACUUCGAGGAGGUGUUCAGUGACAUGACGGUGGGCGAGGGCGAGAUGGUGUGCGUGGAGCUGGUGGCGAGCGACAAAAGCAACACCUUCCAGGGCGUCAUCUUCCAGGGUUCGAUCCGCUACGAGGCCCUCAAGAAGGUCUACGACAACCGGGUCAGUGUUGCAGCCAAGAUGGCCCAGCGGAUGUCUUUCGGCUUCUACAAAUACAACAACAUGGAGUUUGUGAGGAUGAAGGGUCCGCAGGGAAAAGGCCACGCGGAGAUGGCGGUCAGCAGGGUGCCGACGGGCGACACCUCCCCCUGCGGCACCGAGGAGGACGCGGUGUCCCCCGUGCACGAGAGGGUGACGUCGUUCAGCACGCCUCCCACGCCAGAGAGGAACCGCCCGUCUUUCUUCUCGCCGUCUCUCCGACGCAAAGUUCCCCGAAACCGAAACGCAGAGAUGAAGAAGUCUCACUCUGCCAACGACAGUGAGGAGUUCUUCAGGGAGGAGGACGAUGAAGAUCUUCACACGGCCACAAACCUGCGCUCUCGCUCGCUGUCGGGCACCGGGCGCUCUCUGGUCGGAUCCUGGCUCAAACUGAACCGCACUGAAGACUACUUCCUGCUCUACUCUCACCUGACCUACGUGACGCUGCCGCUGCACCGCAUCACAGCAGACAUCCUGGAGGUGCGGCAGAAGCCCAUCCUGAUGACAUAGCAGAGCCUGUUUCCUGUUUCCUCUCAGAGCUUCUCUACAAAGUGCCUCCUGCAUCAGGCCACAGCAGCAGCAGCGCCCCCCGGUGUCCACGCUGAGAACAACCAAACACCUGAGUCAGAGGAGACCACCACCAACUAAAAAAACCAGCCAUCCAGGAAGUGCCUCUUCUUCUUUCCAGUUCCCUCGCCGUUGUUCCCGGGGUCGUGAGAAGGCGUUUUCGCUGGCUGACAGGAAGGAGGAGGAAGUGAAGAAUGUGUGUGUUCUUGUAAAUAUCCUGCUGCUUUACUCACUGAGACGCCUUUUUAACGACACGUUCUGUUUCUGUUCGUGGACCUCGUGGAGUUUUUAUUUUAUUUUUAAAGGAAUCUACGAAGACGGGAUGAGAAAGGGAUUCUUCAUCAGACGUUUGAAAUAAAAAAAACAGUUUUUUUAUAAAUCACAGGAUUACGUUUAAACGCUUCACUCAUUCAUCCAGGCGGGGUCGAAAUCUUUUAUUCUCCUCAACUUCUGAAAGGAAACGCAUCACAGGGUCACCAAAAUAAAAGUAUUUAUAUUUAGGGCGGUCAGCGUUCACGAGGUUAAUCUCACACGCUUUUUGUCCCUUCAGGCUCUCCGUAGAUACUCGUCCUCAGUGUCUCUCUGUAGUCUCAGUGAUGUAAAAGAAGAACACUGCUGCAUCUCUGAAUGUCUCAUUUCACUUUAACAAACUCUCCAAAGUCAUAUCCACCUGAUGACAUCACACAUUGACCUGAUGACAUCACACAUUGACCUGAUGACAUCACACAUUGGUUACCGUUCCUUUUUAGCUGUCUGACCUCACUUUGGGAUCCCUAACCACUUCCUGUUUCUGUGCCGAAGUCCAUGUGCUAACUUUCACUCUACAGGAAGGGACUCACUUUAUUUCAAAAUAAAAGCAGGGCUGAAUUAAGACAGAAAGUAAAAUACUCUCAGUUUAAGACAGUACAUUUCAAAAUAAAAGCCUCACUAUUUACUGAAGUGAUGACAGCCCUAAAGUUUAUCGAUGAUUUGACAGAUUCAUUUCUAAAUUCAGACAAAACAAACAAAUCUUUAAUUCCUUGUUUGUUAUUUUGUGUGACGCUAGCGGCGCUCGCUGUGGAAACACGAGCAUCGACUGGAGCGGCGGCGUAGGGCGCGGCGACCUUCACCAGAUAUUUAAACUUCGAUUUGAUUCUCGUAGAGAUCAGAGGACAUCGAUGUCUGUUUGGAAACCAUGGCAACAAAAGUGACGACCUUCCUUUUGUGACAAGAUUAGAGCUAAAGAGAGAGAGAGGAGGGGGGGGGGGCCUGAGGGACGUUUGUUUUGUUCUUCAGAAGUUGACCACGACCCCGACCUGACGGACAUCUUUAAACACGUGAGCCGCCCCGUGUGUCGUACUGUACACGACUUUCUAACAGCAUCACAAGAACCCAGCUCUGACUUUUUACUGGCUCUGUUUCAAAAACAAACAAACAAACAAACAACAACAAACUGCGACUCACAAACUGGAAGUGACUUGAAAAAACUAACAAAGUGACGAAGCGUUCAAAGGGAAACAGGAAGCUGCAGGAGGGAAGCGUCCUGAUUGGCUGUUGACUGAAGAUGUUUGUUGAUGUUAAAGUGACUCGUCUUUGUUUUUCUCCCUUUGUGCUCCUGAAGCCUUAAAUCUGACUCCUCCUCCUCAUCGUCAUCACAACGCCAUGUCUCCAUGUCGAGGCGCCGAGCGUCAGAUACCCAGCUGUGGAUACAAACUGAAACUUCCUGUCUUUAAAAUAACGAGGGGGGGGGGGGGCCGUCUGUCAAAAGUUCCCAAAGUCACAUCUUAAACUUGGAAGAUUUGAUUCAUUUCUUCUCACAUUUAAAAUUAGAUUUUUCACUCAGAUGAUUCUUUAAAAAGUCAAAUGUUUAGAGAUGAAGCACAAUUUGAGAUAAAGUUUUUAAAGACGUGAAAACGACGACAGGAGAAUCAAAGAACGGAAUCGUUAAAACUAACUCAACUGUUCCAAAAUAUCACAAUGUUCAUCACAACGUUUUUAAAUUUAGUUAAAAUUUUUGAAAUAUUUUGAGUGAAUUUUCUAUUUUUUUCUGGAAACUAAUCAGUUGUACUUUGGGAACUUUCUGGAAACUUGUGACGAGCAAUUUCUUAUUCUUAUUUUACAUUUUUAAAAACAAUUCUUGGAGAAAAUAAUUUUAGAUUUAUGGACCAAAAAACAGAAAUAUUUAUGACCAUUAACCACAACAUGUUCAACUUAAAGCACAAAGGUGUAAACUCAUAUUUAUACUGACACCUAGUGUUUAAAAUGUGUACUGCAGUCUAAAUUCUAAACAUCAUAGAGAGCUGUCUCCCCUCCUCCUCUUUAGAGUCCAUGCUCACACAGGUCACCAUGUGGUGGACUCUGAAGCUUCAGUGUUUAUCCAGCUCUGCAUGGGUCUGUAAACCUUUCUGUGUUCUAACCUCUCUCCAUUUUUCAAAAGCAUCUCCAAUAUUGAUCCUAGUUUGAGCACGUUUCUGCUCGUGGAGCUUAUUAGAAACAUGCAGAGGCUUUUUAGGUCGGGUACAAUCACUUCUAUCUGAACCACUUCUCUUGACCGCUUCCAUCGCUGCAACACCUGUUGACCUGAUAACUGCUCUCAUCUCUGACAAACCGAGGGGCGUCCAAAACGGCCGUGUGGGGGGGGGGGUCUUAAAAGCACCUACCUUCUCUGGUCCAAACAAAUCCAGAGCAUUCAGGAGCAGAAUCUAAAGUUAGAAGGAGGACAUACUGACUGCUGCAUUGUUGUCAGAGAAGCCAGCACUUCAACAUGUUUCCUUAAUGAUCAGAUAGUAAGAUACCUUUAUCAUCUCACUCUCUACACAUCUCACUGAUUGGAGCUUUUUGUUUUUACUUUUUCAUAAAAAUGCUCUUCACAAGUCUCCAGAUAUAAGAUCGACUGCGACGGACAAAAUAUCUUCAAAUAUAAUAAAUAUAUUUGGAAUAUUUUGAAAUUUGGGGGUUAAAAUGUCGGUGUGAUUUGUCCUCGACUUGACAGUGAAUUUGAUGUUUGAUUAGAUAAAUCUGACCACAGAGCGGAGCGGAGGUCAGCUGUUAGUUUUGGGUUUAUUUGCACUCAGGCGACGCCAUCCUCGAUCAAAGUCCUCCAUGUUUGCUUUUGUCUCCGUGUUGUUUUUAAACUGAAGAAUCCACAGGACACCUCGUCGUCUCCUCGUCUCCUUCAGACGAGUCCUCUCCUCGUCUCCUCAGUGUUACCGACGGCGACGACGUAGUUUGGUAGUUCCUGCGGCUGAAUGUAUCGAUAGCAGAGACUGCUUUACCUGUAAAACGCUUUCAGAACCUUUUUGAAACUGCUUUGUUUAAAGACUUUCUGUUGACGUGUUCUUACAUCAUCUUCACCGGUCUUUUCUUUUUGGACACGCUUCAUGUGCAUGUUCUCCGUCACUUCUGUUGCUUACUUUAUAAACUGUACGUACUUUUACCUGUAUUUAUUUAUUGAAAUACACAUUAUCAGAAAAA
Labrus mixtus (cuckoo wrasse) is the source of this 5491-nucleotide messenger RNA. Its product is annotated as kiaa0930. Bases 716 to 1981 code for a protein of 421 amino acids. The record is from RefSeq and is a predicted model, not a curated record. Lineage: Eukaryota; Metazoa; Chordata; Actinopteri; Labriformes; Labridae. The transcript is spliced from 11 exons.